Molecule: messenger RNA, 474 nt
Organism: Camelina sativa (false flax)
Lineage: Eukaryota; Viridiplantae; Streptophyta; Magnoliopsida; Brassicales; Brassicaceae
Source: RefSeq, a predicted model, not a curated record
AUGAGUUCUAGCUCGGAGACAUCGGUGGUUGCUUCGUCCAACCGUGGAGUGCCAUCCAAGUGCAUUUGUGGAGCCGGUGUGAGGAUCUUUACAUCGAGAACCAAAGAAAAUCCUGGUCGACCGUUCUUCCGUUGUUUAACCAAAAGAGAUCCAAGCUCGUGGACAAACAAAAGAGAUGGUCACUUGUUUAAGUGGGUCGAGGAGGCGGUGUAUGAGGAAGUUGAAGAUGCAUUACCAAAACUAGGACUUAUGGCAAAUGAGAUCGUGAAAACGAAAUCCCAAGUUAAUCAGUUGACUGCUGCUUUACUAGAGUUGAAGGAAGAAGCAUUGUGGAGCAAAGUGGAAAUCCGCAAGUUCAGAACGUUAUUGAAAGUGUGUUUUGUGUGUGUUGUUUGUAUUUGUGUUGUCUCAAUUGGCAUUGCUUACCUAGUGAUUGGUAAAGCACAACAAAUGAAGUUUGUUCUCGGUUAUUAG